Phaedon cochleariae (mustard beetle) is the source of this 738-nucleotide messenger RNA. The record is from the annotation of a GenBank genome assembly. Lineage: Eukaryota; Metazoa; Arthropoda; Insecta; Coleoptera; Chrysomelidae.
AUGUUAAAAAUGUAUUCAAAUCAUUUGUAUAAAUUUCUUGUAUUACUUUCGAUAGCGUCGUGCGAUGAGUGUUCAAAAUAUAAAGUGACCGACCAAAUUUAUUUUGACGUCAAAAUGGAUAACAGGCUCUUAGGACGAAUAGUUUUUGGUUUAUUUGGAGAGGUAGCACCAAUCACCUGCGAAAAUUUCAAAGAAAUUGCAAUAAACGGAAUCAAUGGAAAAUCUUACUUGGGCACUAGAUUCCACACAGCAAUCGAAAGGGUUAUGAUACAAGGAGGUGAUAUUGUCAAUGAUAAUGGUACUGGAUCAAUGAGCAUUUAUGGAAAAUAUUUCGAGGAUGAAAACUUCAUAAUAAAAAAUGAUUCUCCUGGAUUGUUGAUGAUGGCGAAUGAAGGUCCAGAUACCAAUGGCUGUCAAUUUAUGAUAACCACGAUGCCAAUGCCGUGGCUCGAUGGAAAGAACGUAAUUUUUGGAAAGGUUCUCAAUGGCGCAGGAGUUGUUCACAAAAUAGAGCACUUGAAGACUGAUAUAAACGAGAAAAUACUAAACCAUGUCUGGAUAUCAAAGGUUGGAUCAAUCGACACUGUACCAUUUUAUGAAGCAUCGAAAAACUAUGAACAAACAAUAUGGGCUUGGCUGAAAGCUGGACUCUUUCCAUUGAGCAUAUCAUUAUCUGUUAUGGCUUGCUUUCAAUAUUUUUUCAACCAAUUGAGUAAGGCGAGCUCACCUGGUGAAUAG